UCCGAAGCCUUUAUUGGUAAAGAGGUCAUCGGUCACCCAUUCCUCCGCAUUCGGUCGGCCAGUUGUAGCCAUCGCCAGCCACCUCCUCCUCAGAUCCGCGUCCCUCCUCCCCCUUCUUCUCUCCUUCUCUCCCUCGUCUUCCGUCGCCUUCUUCUUAGCUCGCGAGAAAUUUGGGAUCCUUCGGAGAUAGCCAGGCAGCGAUAAAGGUGAGAGCUUCUAGGGGAGAAGAGGAAUAUGCCGUACUCUUCGUCGUCUGGAUCGGAGGAGGACGAGGGCGUCGACGCCUACCGCAAGGGAGGAUACCAUGCGGUCAGGGUCGGCGAUCAGUUCGCCGGAGGGCGCUAUAUCGCCCAGCGGAAGCUCGGGUGGGGUCAUUUCUCCACCGUCUGGCUCGCCUAUGACACCCGAUCCGCGAAUUUUGUUGCUCUCAAAAUUCAAAAAAGUGCACCAGAGUUUGCUCAAGCUGCUCUCCAUGAGAUUGAACUUCUAUCUGCAGUUGCAGAAGGGGAUGCCUCAAAUUCUAAGUGCAUAGUUCGACUAAUUGAUCACUUUAAGCAUUCUGGCCCUAACGGGCAGCAUCUCUGCCUGGUAGUUGAGUUCCUUGGCGAUAGCCUACUUCGACUUGUGAAGCACAACCGCUACAAAGGCAUUGGGCUAGACAGGGUGAAAUACAUAUGCAAGUCUAUCUUGUUGGGUCUUGAUUAUUUGCACAGGGAGUUGGGUAUCAUUCACACGGAUUUGAAGCUGGAGAAUGUUCUUCUGAUCUCCACCAUUGAUCCUGCAAAAGACCCAGUCAGGUCUGGAUUCACGCCAAUCCUGGAGCGACCAGAAGGCAACCCCAAUGGGACAGCAGUGGUCAAUUUGAUUGAAAAGAGACUAAAGGAGAGGGCAAAGCAGGCAAGGGCAAGGAUCUCUGAGAGAAGAGCAUCAACUACAGAUCUGGCACUGCAGGAAAGGAGCUUGGAUGGGAUUGAUCUUCGAUCCAAGAUUGUGGAUUUCGGGAAUGCUUGUUGGUCGGACAAGAAGUUAACUGAUGAUAUACAGACUAGACAAUAUCGGUCACCUGAGGUAAUUCUUGGUGCUGGAUAUAAUUGUUCUACAGACAUGUGGUCCUUUGCUUGCAUGGCUUAUGAGCUUGCUACUGGGGAUAUGUUAUUUACUCCAAAAGGUGGUCAAGGGUAUAGUGAGGAUGAGGAUCACUUGGCUUUGAUGAUGGAGCUCCUCGGAAAGAUGCCCAAAAAGAUCGCUACGACAGGGUCCCGGUCAAAGGACUACUUCGACAGGUAUGGAGACCUCAAGAGGAUCCGAAGACUCAAAUUCUGGCCAUUUGAUAAACUCCUGGUUGAGAAAUACAAAUUCCCCCAGGAUGAUGCUCGUGAAUUCGCUGAGUUCCUUUGCCCUCUACUUGAUUUUUGUCCUGAGAAGCGGCCUACUGCCGCUCAGUGUCUGCAGCAUCCAUGGCUACAGGUUAAAGAUGCAAAACCUGGUGUUGAAAAAAAUGAAGCCAGUGUGGGGAAGCUGGAGAUCGGCAUGAGCAAGCUCAAAGUUCCAGUGAACUGAGGAACUUUUUGUUUCUGACGCACUUCAAGUAUUCUCUUAGCUGGAAGUUGAUUAUUUCUACGCCACCUCUGAUUUGCUUAAAUCAAAAUUGGAUCACCAUCAUAACACUGGAGAAAGCAGCUUCAUCACAGUGAGAUGGGGCUAACAACAACAUACUACCAUAUAUGUUUUGUGCAAAAUUUUUGUUUUUCUUUUUUGGUUUUGUAUGUGAUCAUUAUGCUAGUUGGGGAAUGAGUGGGAAUAAGUAAAGGUCAUCACAAGGAUUUAUGCUAACCUUCUUCCUGCUGUUUCCGAUAUUGGAAUACCCUCAACCUAAAGUUUUCUUUUAUACUGGCUGAAGCUUGUUGGGGGUUCUUUUUUGUGUGAACAUCAUUAACUUGUGUAUUAUUUGAGGACUUCCAUUAAUUUAUUUGUUGUAAAAAAUUUCAUUA
This is a messenger RNA of Zingiber officinale, 1991 nucleotides long. Its product is annotated as SRSF protein kinase 3-like. Lineage: Eukaryota; Viridiplantae; Streptophyta; Magnoliopsida; Zingiberales; Zingiberaceae. The transcript is spliced from 4 exons. Gene Ontology annotation, molecular function: ATP binding; protein kinase activity. The record is from RefSeq and is a predicted model, not a curated record. Gene Ontology annotation, biological process: protein phosphorylation; spliceosomal complex assembly; regulation of mRNA processing. The coding region runs from base 235 to 1560 and encodes 441 amino acids.